Molecule: messenger RNA, 1344 nt
Organism: Chinchilla lanigera (long-tailed chinchilla)
Lineage: Eukaryota; Metazoa; Chordata; Mammalia; Rodentia; Chinchillidae
Gene: Id2
Product: inhibitor of DNA binding 2, dominant negative helix-loop-helix protein
Exons: 3
Coding region: 114-518 (134 amino acids)
Biological process (GO): negative regulation of transcription by RNA polymerase II; circadian regulation of gene expression; cell differentiation
Cellular component (GO): nucleus; cytoplasm
Molecular function (GO): transcription regulator activity; protein dimerization activity
Source: RefSeq, a predicted model, not a curated record
GCUGGGCUCGCGCUUCAUUCUGAGCCGAGCCCGGUACCUAGUGCAUCUCUCUCAUCAGGCGGCCGCCUCAGCUCUAGGGCAGCCCGGUUUCCCUUCCUCGCACGGCGAUCAGCAUGAAAGCUUUCAGUCCGGUGAGGUCUGUUAGGAAAAAUAGCUUGUCGGACCACAGCUUGGGCAUCUCCCGGAGCAAAACCCCGGUGGACGACCCGAUGAGCCUGCUCUACAAUAUGAACGACUGCUACUCCAAGCUGAAGGAGCUGGUGCCCAGCAUCCCCCAGAACAAGAAGGUGAGCAAGAUGGAAAUACUGCAGCAUGUCAUCGAUUACAUCCUGGACCUGCAGAUCGCCCUCGACUCGCACCCCACGAUCGUCACCUUACACCACCCGAGACCUGGGCAGAACCAGGCGUCCAGGACGCCGCUGACCACGCUCAACACGGACAUCAGCAUCCUGUCCUUGCAGGCAUCCGAAUUCCCUUCUGACUUAACGUCAAAUGACAGCAAAGCACUCUGUGGCUGAAUAAUGGGUGUUCAUGACUUUUUCUUUCUUCUUUUUCUCUCAUUUUCUUUUCUUUUUUUUUUUUUUCUUUUUCUUUUUUUUUUUUUUUGCACAACAAAAACAACAAAUCCGCAGGAUCUUUUAAGACGCCGAACUUUUCAACAAUUUCCAGGAGGACGACAAGUUUGAAUGGACGUUUUUUUCAAAAGAAAAAUAAGAAGGCAGACUAAGAAUCAUCUUCCCAGGGUGUUGUCUAACCUGGACUGUGAUACUCGUUAUUUAUGAAAAAGACUUUUAAAUGCCCUUUCUGCAGUUGGAAGGUUUUCUUUAUAUACUCUUCCCACCAUGGGGAGUUAAAAAUCACAAGGAAUUGCCCAAUCUAAGCAGACUUUGCCUUUUUUCAAAGGUGGAGCGUGAAUACCAGAAGGAUUCAGUAUUCAGUUACUUAAAUGAAGUCUUUGGUCAGAAAUUACCUUUUUGACGCAAGCCUACUGAAUGCUGUGUAUAUAUUUAUAUAUAAAUAUAUAUAUAUAUGGAGUGGAACCUUGUGAACUCUUUAACUAGAGUUUUCUUGUAUAGUGGCAGAGAUUUAUAUUUCUGCAUAAAACGUGUAAUGAUGUACUUAUUCAUGCUAAACUUUUUAUAAAAGUUUAGUUGUAAACUUAACCCUUUUAUACAAAAUAAAUCAAGUGUGUUUAUUGACUGGGGGAUUGCCUGCUUUAUUUCAGAGUACCAGUGCUUUGAUUUUUAUUAUGCUAUGUUAUAACUGAACUCAAAUAAAUAUAAGUUCAAAUUUAUGUAGACUGUACCAAGAUUAUAAUAAAAUGUGUCUGAAGUAAUUCCUGAA